AUGUGUCUGCACGUGCGCCUGCUGUGCGGAGCUCUUUGGUGGCCGUUGCUGACGCGGUGCGCGCGCGCCGCCCGCACCUACGACGACGGCUACGACCAGGUGUGUCCACUGGGGCCGCUACUCGUGCCCCGAUUGCAACCGACAUGCGCGUCGUCUAGCUUCACCCCGCCACCAUUUUGGCAACAUCCGACCGGCAAGCGCCCACGCGCGCUGCCUUUUCUCCUCGCCGCUUUACUAUACGCCGUUUUGUUUGGAUGCCGCUUA
Messenger RNA from Iphiclides podalirius (scarce swallowtail), 264 nucleotides. The record is from the annotation of a GenBank genome assembly. NCBI's taxonomy places the organism in Eukaryota, Metazoa, Arthropoda, Insecta, Lepidoptera, Papilionidae.